UCCAUCCACUUUGCCGACAGCGAUAGCAAACAUGUGGCCUAUUCAGAUUAUCACUUCAGGUUCAAAUUUGUGAUAAAAACUAAAGUUUUCUGAAGGACAAUGAAGGCACUAACUGACGCUACGUGUAUUCGAGUUUUAACCAGUGAAAAAGUAAUUGUUGGAAUUGGCAACAACCUUGUGCUUUAUUAUGUUGACGCCGCCGGUAAGACCCAGAAGAAACAUGCCUGCACACCACGGUCGCAGCACAAAAUUCUUGACAUCGAUUUUAGCAGGGAAGAACAGGUUUGGCUGAUUGUGUUCCACGCGAAUCGCAACAUUUUUACAACUACGUUGAGUCAGGACAACGAAUUUAGCAACGUGAUUUCCGUCCCACUGUACAAUAGUUUAAGCAACUUUCUAUACUACCCGGAAGAUGCGAUUGCUUUAAUUCACUCAAAACAUCGGCUAAACGAUAUGAUAAGUUGCUUGAAGGUGUUAGAUAAUGAAACGAUCUGUCUCAUAACCGGUCAUGGAGUGUUCCUUUUGCUCGAUCGCCUCUACAGUGGCGAGUGGUAUCCAAACGAAAGCUGUCCCUGUAGUGACAGUUCAACGCUGUAUUGUUCGCGGAUUGUCGGCACCAGCAGGUCGGAUUUGGUUUGCUUCAGUGGAACCGCUCUAGGAUUGUUGUUGAUUUGGAAGCCAACCGGUCCACAGGAGGGUCAGGUUCUGAGCAGUAUUCCAGCGCACAAUGGAGUGAUUUUUUCGAUCUCUUGUGAUCUGCAGCUAGGCUUUGUUGCUACCGCUUCCGACGAUAGAUCGGUCAAAUUGUGGAAGGUGACGGGAGAGCUUCGAGAAGAAAAUGCGAUCGUUCUGGAAGAAACCGUAUGUUGUUACGGCCAUACAGCCCGAGUGUUUCACUGUAGGCUGUUUCGGGAAGCCGAAUCGCUGUGGCUUGUGUCUCUUGGAGAAGACUCCAAUAUGUGCCUUUGGAAUCGGUCGGGAAGCUUGUUAGUGAAAAAACGGCUGGAAGAGGGAUCGACGUUAUGGAAUUCGGACUACGACCGAGCGUCGAUGACGCUUUUUGUUUCCACCAGUAAUGGAAAUGUUGCUACAGUUUGUUUGCAGGAUUAUUUGAAAUGGAAUGAGGCAGAUACUUCGAUGCAAACUGUUAUGGUAGAAGAUCUUGGCAAUGACAAGAUUUCGAAAGUUAAAUUUUUGUCUGAUGAAAGUCUAGUAGCUGUUACGGAUGGUGGGAAAAUCAUUGUUUUACGUAACACAGGGGAAACGAUUGAUGUUGAUCAGCUUGAAGCAACAUUUAAAUGUAGUAUUUUGGAAACAAUUCGUGAUAGGAUUUUUGUUGCUGGGGCUUCUUGUGUAAAUAUCUACGGAAUGAGCAAAGAAAAGGGAACUACUGUGUUGUUGAAGAGAGUCGAGCCUAGCUUUGACCGAGAGGAGUUUCAAUCGGAAUCUGAACCUAUUAAAUUCAGUAUGAUUCGAUCGUUGCAUUUCUGCCGCCAGGAGGAUUUUAUUGUAUGUGACAAUAAUGGAAGAUGUUUGCUGUAUAGUGGAGAUACAGAAAGGCUCAAGUCUUUCCAUAGAUUACCGCGAAGCAAGGAGCGAUGGCUAACUUCGGUUUAUGCUGUUGAAGACAUCUUACUAUUGGCAGAUCGAGCGGGAAAUUUGUUUCUAUAUGAUGAACACAGCCAGGAUCCUAUUGACAAGUUGCCUUGCCUUCAUGGUAAACUAGGUAUAACAGAUAUUAAGUUGGAAGAACGAACCGAUAACGGUUAUUAUUUCAUGACCUCUGGUCAUGAUGGCCAUUUGAGGUCAACCUUCUUGGAUGGCGAUGGUCGAACACUGCAAAUCUGCGGUAGUGAGAAAAUGCCCAUCAACUGGAUUGAUCGAAUGUACAUAAAACCGGAGCAAUUUUUAGUUGGAUUUAAUGAAAAUCGGUUCGUGGUGUGCGAUUUUCACAAAGAAGUUUUAUUUGAAAUCGACUGCGGAGGGGGUCACCGUUAUUGGGAUUGUAUUCGGCGGAAUGACAAUGGUGACUAUAAGCUGGUGUGCAUAAAGCAUAAACAACUGAAGACUGCCGAUUUUUCUUCCUGCGUGCGCUCGAAUAGUUUACUUAAGAUUCCUCGGUUCCGUUGUCACAGUAAAGCCUGCAAUGUGGCCCGCAUUGUAAAAAUGGGUGACGUGUGUUUGAUUAUCAGCGGUGGAGAGGAUAAUUUGUUGCUUGUAAAUAAGUUUAGCCUAGAGACAGGACUUUUAUUGGAUUGUUCCCGUGGUAUUGCGAGCAGUCACAUUUCAAGCAUCAAAUCGAUAUGCUACAGUCAUCGGUUAGUGAAGAAGAGUGGAAAUAUUCUAAUCAUUUCUUCAGGCGGUCGUGCUCAGAUUUGCUUGAUUACUCUGGAUGUGACAACCUUGCGCACCAAGACUGAAUUGAGUUACAUGCUGAAGUCUAGUGACCAAGAUCGGUCUCGCUGGCGAAGCAACCGUGACACUUCCCCCGAGCCCGAAACACGUUUUAUGUGCAGUGUUUUCGUGGAAUCGAAUGCCAGCUUGCUCGUUGGUUGUUCGGAUGGAUUUUUACGUUACUUUAAAAUUUCCCUGCAGAGCGAAACCUAUAAGGUUGAACUUAUGAAAGAGGUUAAUUAUGGACGAUGCUUCCUUAACAUCACAAAACUGUCAAUCGCGGGUAAAUUGGUGUUUCUUACGAUGGCUACCGAUGGUUUGAUUUGCUUCUGGGAUGAAGAGAAAAUGGAAGCGCCAUUCUAUCAGCUGGAACAUCAUGCGAGUGGCAUUAAUGGGUUCGAUGUGUGCGCAACAGUCGAUGGUUGGUUUUUGAUUGGUACCGGUGGAGAUGACCAGGCGGUUGUCGUUUCGAAGUUUCGACUGAGUUCACUAAAAAACGGAGGAUUCUGCAUUCAAUUACGAGAAACAAAUAAAUCGAAGGUCCACCUAGGGCAAGUUACCGGUAUAAAAUUUCAAGAGGACGCAACACUGUUGAGCGCUGGAAUCGAUCAAAUGGUUUACCGUUUCAACGUGACAAAAUUAACUGUUAGCCAAAAGUGGUCUAGCUGCAUAUCCGAUAUCAAGGGAAUUGCAACACUGCCAGGUACGAGCGAAAUUUUCGUGUAUGGAAGUGGUUUCGAAUUUAUUGAUGUUAUAAAAGCAACGAUAAAUGUGCAAAAUAAUUACUAAGUAAAACGUCUAGUGUUUUAAUGUUAUCAACAGGAUGGAGUUAUCAUUGUUAUUUUCUGCAUUUUUCUGCAGUUAGUUACACAAGUAACAACUCAGCGUAAAUCACCGUACCAGCGAUUUACCCACUUUUGUCAAAUAAAACUGUUCAAAUAAAUG
Messenger RNA from Wyeomyia smithii (pitcher-plant mosquito), 3339 nucleotides. Its product is annotated as WD repeat-containing protein 6. Gene Ontology annotation, molecular function: protein binding. Gene Ontology annotation, biological process: tRNA methylation. NCBI's taxonomy places the organism in Eukaryota, Metazoa, Arthropoda, Insecta, Diptera, Culicidae. The transcript has 5 exons. The coding region runs from base 100 to 3183 and encodes 1027 amino acids. Gene Ontology annotation, cellular component: cytoplasm. The record is from RefSeq and is a predicted model, not a curated record.